Molecule: messenger RNA, 483 nt
Organism: Lactuca saligna
Lineage: Eukaryota; Viridiplantae; Streptophyta; Magnoliopsida; Asterales; Asteraceae
Source: the annotation of a GenBank genome assembly
AUGGCUGAAGCUCUGGACAAUCAGGUUAAGACCAAGGUCUCUAUUAAGGCGCUUUUGGCUAAACUAUGUGAAGGAACAGCAGAAGUGAAUGCAAACAAUGGCACCAUCAGUGGUGUUCUUGUAACUGUGGGAUAUCUUGCUAGAGUGGAGGAUUUUGAUGAGUUUGAGGAUGUUGAUAUGUUAUACAACACCUUAUCACUAGACAAAGUAGAAGCUCUAGAAGAUCUUGUGAUCAUUGGUCCACCUGGCCUCGUUAAGAAAAAUAGCGAUGGUCAAAAAAUGUUAGCUUCUACUUUAAUCCCUCAGCCUAUGUCAAUAACCAAUGCCGGAUUCAAAGAGGACAUAAAAGUGUCCUUUGGAAGCAUGUUAUUGCAUGGCCUUGCCAUGAGUGAACAUGAAGGUGGCCUUGAGGUAAUUUCUUGCUGUGUUCCUGGGAUCCUUGAGGAUACGAAGAAAUGUUCUUUACAAGAAUUCUUAGCAUAA